CAACUACUUGCCGAAUACCCCUUGUUAUUGGAGCAAUUGGAUGGUGAAAAUCUGGUUGGAAUACGCGGGUGACUUUUUAAAUGUAUACAUACAUGGAAUACCUACAAAAAUGUUUUUUCAAAUCGACAAACUGGAACGAAGAUAACAUUUAUUCCAACAUAACGGCGACUUCUCAAGCCCUUUUAGAAUUCCCCAUCCCCAAUGGUUGCAAAUUGGAUAUAUCUUCGAAAGCCACCGAGCAUCUGGCGUCUUCGUUCACGUUGUCGAACCAUCGUAUCAUCAAUGGGUCGCUUGCUUAUCUUUACUCGUCGUAUCCAUUGAAAAAUACAACUGGGACUAAGGAUAUCUCGUUGCAAGAUGCCAUAGCCGGUUUCAGGAUCAUUGAACCCAGUCCGAUUACUUCUUACCAACUGAAUAUAAUCAAGAACAAUAAGACUCUUUUAUAUGGAAGAAUGUACUUCCCGGGAUCGGCGCUAGAAGCAAUGAUCAUCAAGAGAUUUUCCGAUACAAACCAAUUAUUGAUAAAGUGCAUUAAUAACCCAAUCUUGGAGAAGAAUGGGACCUUGAUUGUAUAUUUACAGAAAAACACUUCGAGAUAUCUGAGAGAGUUUAUUUAUUCUACCAAUGAAGCUUUAAUGGGAUUCCGUUGUUUAUAUAACUUUGGCAUUAAUAAAGAGAAGAGUUUUUCAUCGAAUUCUCCCUUGAUUCCAAAAUUUGAUAACUCGGUCAUUUCUAUUGGUACUGAAAUAUGGUAUGCUGCAUUAUCAAUGAGUCCUGGUUUAUCUACUGCUUUACGUUAUUCAACUCGUUCAACUUCAACCGGUAAACCUUUAACGAUGACUUUAUCUUGUAAUCCAAUAUUAGGUCACAUUUCUUCCACUUACAAUGUUAAAACUUCGGUAUCGUCAACGUUUAGUUCUAAAUAUGAUUUUAACUUCUUUUCGUACGCCAGUAAUUUAUCCCUUGGGUUUGAACUUUAUAACUACUCCAAAAUGAAAACUCCUCAAUUAUUCACUAAUCAUAUACAAAAUCAUCAUCAGUUCAGCGAAUCAGAUAAAAACGUUCCAAUUCUUCCUUUCAAAGAUCAAAGAAAUCCUCAAAAUGUUAUAAUAAAUCCUAUACAAGAUUUGAAUGAUUAUUAUUCAAUAAAUCCAAACUUACUAUCAAGAUCGGAUCUGCGCAAAAAUCAGCACCUCAACCAGUUUUCAAAUGAGUCUGUCAUGACAGCUUUCCAAAACCUCGUCAAUGAUAGUGAUUUUUCAAGCGUAUUAAAAGCUUCUACAAGUCUAAAUGAUAAAAUGGUAAAAUUUCUUUGGGAAGGUCGGUGUAAAGACUUUUUGGUCAGCACAGGGGUGAAAAUUAACCUCAACCCUCUAACAAACCACCCUGAAGUCCACCGGUUGGGUAUAAACUUCUCCUACGCUUGUUAACUCUUCAUGAAUGAAUAAUGACAUUAUAUACUACUUUGUAAUCCUCCAUCCGGGUAAUCCUUUUUUUUUUUAGAGUGCGC
Messenger RNA from Hyphopichia burtonii NRRL Y-1933, 1510 nucleotides. It is a transcript of the gene MDM10, whose product is annotated as Mdm10p. The record is from RefSeq and is a predicted model, not a curated record. Bases 81 to 1430 code for a protein of 449 amino acids. Gene Ontology annotation, biological process: phospholipid transport; establishment of mitochondrion localization; mitochondrial outer membrane translocase complex assembly. The transcript has a single exon. Gene Ontology annotation, cellular component: SAM complex; ERMES complex. Lineage: Eukaryota; Fungi; Ascomycota; Pichiomycetes; Serinales; Debaryomycetaceae.